AUGGUCAGCUUGUACAGGACGUUGCGUGUUGCCGACGAAGAUAACGGGUUACCGGGCCAAAGUUCGCGGGUCGAACUGCACCCGAAUCCGCUGUUCGAGAUGAAUGAAUACGAUGUGAAAGGAAUAACCGAACACUUUUUUAGGAGUUUCUCCAAUCUCAUAAACAGUGGGCGUGGUGCUGAAUUUGAAGGUGCUGUUAUUGCUUUGUUCCAUUUACUCAUAACUCGCACUGAUAAAGUUCGUGCUCUUCGUGAGGCUUUCUACCGUCAGAAUCUUCCAAAUGUGACCAACUUGCUUGCCACAGUUCUGGUCUUCCUCAUAGUUAUCUAUUUCCAAGGUUUCCGUGUUGAGUUGCCCGUUAGGUCAAAGAAUGCUCGUGGGCAACAAGGUUCGUACCCUAUUAAGUUGUUUUACACCUCUAAUAUUGCCAUCAUUCUGCAGUCAGCGCUUGUCUCUAACUUGUACUUCAUCGCCCAGUUGUUCUACAGGAGAUACAGUGGAAAUUUUCUGGUCAAUCUGUUGGGUAAGUGGAAGGAAUCUGAAUAUUCUGGUCAAUCCAUCCCUGUGGGUGGUAUUGCUUGCUAUAUUACAGCACCAUCAAGCUUGGCUGAUAUGGCAGCAAAUCCUUUCCAUGCAUUGUUCUAUAUAGUUUUUAUGCUCUCCGCCUGUGCUCUUUUCUCGAAGACUUGGAUAGAAGUCUCUGGAUCGUCAGCAAGAGAUGUGGCCAAGCAGGUUAAGGUAUGAGCAUAUCUGUAACAUCUCCUUGUGUGUUAUAUCUCACUUACUAUCAACAUUUAUAUAAUAACUAGGUUAAUAUUGUCAGUAUGCUUAGUAUAAUUGUAUUGGUAGCAAUUUGUUGAGAAUAAUAAUGAUCUAGAAGUCAACCUGCAUGAUUUUGUUUAAUAAUCAGAUUAAAGAAAAAUAUUUGUAGAGGUUUGAAUAGCAGAUGUGUAGACAUUACAAGUUCAAAAUCAAUGACAGCAAAUGACACCUUAAUGCA
This is a messenger RNA of Musa acuminata AAA Group (dessert banana), 1000 nucleotides long. RefSeq lists its product as uncharacterized. The coding region runs from base 1 to 744 and encodes 247 amino acids. NCBI's taxonomy places the organism in Eukaryota, Viridiplantae, Streptophyta, Magnoliopsida, Zingiberales, Musaceae. Gene Ontology annotation, cellular component: Sec61 translocon complex; membrane. The transcript has 4 exons. Gene Ontology annotation, molecular function: ribosome binding; signal sequence receptor activity; transmembrane protein transporter activity. The record is from RefSeq and is a predicted model, not a curated record. Gene Ontology annotation, biological process: SRP-dependent cotranslational protein targeting to membrane, translocation; post-translational protein targeting to membrane, translocation.